UGGGAUAAUGAUGUUCUUAGCUCCAAAAGCAGAAAACAAAAGAAGAAAAAGUCUCAAUCUUGAGGCUCCAUCUUCUUCAAUUCACAUAGACCCAUUCUUCCUCCAUGGGGUCUGCAUCUUUGAAUCAUCACUCUCAUCCUAUUCCUUAAACAAAGUAUAAACCUUUAAUACUCUGAACCAAACAGAGUCUCCUUAAAAUCUGAAAAAGGUUUAAUUUUUGAUCUCUAAGAUACUGUAAUAGAUCAACUGGUGUUGUUAGACUAAUGCAUAGAUCUGGAACCGCAAUGGCGUGGAACGUGUUCAAGUUCUGUACAGCCUUACAAGGCCUCGGAUCAAUCAUGAUCCUCUUAGUCCUCGGCGUCGUCGGUGUCACCUACUACGCCGUCGUUUUGACUAACUACGGACCAGCUCUCUCUCAAGGAGGGUUUGAUUCCUUUACUGCUCUCACCAUCCUUCUCCUCUUCCAUUUCCUUCUGGCGAUGCUUCUAUGGAGCUACUUCUCAGUUGUGCUUACUGAUCCUGGUGUUGUCCCUCCUAAUUGGAGACCAGCUAGUGACGAAGAGAGAGGCGAAUCUGAUCCGUUGAACAGUCUUGAGUUUGAUAAUUCAAACCUGAGAGUUAGAUUCUGUAGAAAGUGCAACCAACCUAAACCUUCCCGUUGCCAUCAUUGUUCUGUUUGUGGUAGGUGUGUGUUGAAGAUGGAUCACCAUUGCGUUUGGGUUGUUAACUGCGUAGGAGCAUUGAAUUAUAAGUACUUCCUUCUUUUCUUGUUCUACACAUUUUUAGAGACGACGCUUGUGACUUUGGUUCUUAUGCCGCACUUCAUAGCCUUCUUUAGUGAUGAAGAGAUACCUGGAACGCCUGGAACUCUUGCUACUACUUUUCUUUCAUUUGUUUUGAACUUGGCAUUUGCUUUGAGUGUGAUGGGUUUCUUAAUCAUGCACAUUUCUUUGGUAGCUGGCAAUACCACUACUAUAGAGGCAUAUGAGAAGAAAACAAGUGGAAAAUGGCGGUAUGACCUCGGUAGAAAGAAAAACUUUGAACAGGUAUUUGGAAUGGAUAAGAGGUACUGGUUCAUUCCAGGAUACUCAGAAGAAGACCUGAGGAGAAUGCCGGAGCUUCAGGGACUUGAAUACCCUUCUAAGCCAGACUUUGAUUCCCAGUAAUGCUGAUGAAGAAGAUGACUUUGAUCUUCAUCAUUUCGUCCUCAUGUAAAACAACAAUACGUAGGAUACAGUGAGACCCUAGAAAUGACAAUUUGAAGGAUCCAAAAAUCUACUAGCUUGAAGGAUGAUGCACUUCUGACGAUGGAGGGGAUUACACCUUAGCAUUGUUGGUUACAUAUUUGUUAAUCUUCUUAAAUAUAUUAUCACCUUCUUAAACAGCUUUUGUUUUAAA
Molecule: messenger RNA, 1398 nt
Organism: Brassica oleracea var. oleracea
Lineage: Eukaryota; Viridiplantae; Streptophyta; Magnoliopsida; Brassicales; Brassicaceae
Product: probable protein S-acyltransferase 14
Exons: 7
Coding region: 264-1166 (300 amino acids)
Biological process (GO): peptidyl-L-cysteine S-palmitoylation; protein targeting to membrane
Cellular component (GO): endoplasmic reticulum; Golgi apparatus
Molecular function (GO): protein-cysteine S-palmitoyltransferase activity
Source: RefSeq, a predicted model, not a curated record